CUCGAAUUAUGAUUUACAAUUUAUAAACUUUGUAAAUCAUGAUUUGGGAUUUAUACAAUGCAUUUACUUUGUAAAUCAUGAUUUGGGAGUGCUCGUAGUAACACUGAAGUGUCGUGGUUUGUUUAUUUCUAGUGCAUCUUGAUUGUGAAUUUAGUAUAGGUAAAGUGAAAACAAAAUAGUAAAUCGUCAGCUUGAGUGUGGUGGAUUAUCUUAUGUCAGAUAUAUGAAAUUUGUUGCGUGGACGGUACAAUUUUUUUUUGUAAUCAGUAUAUUACUUGGCUUCUACAGUUAUUUGAUAUAGCCACCUUUGGUUGUUUGAAUACAAAAAACAAGGUGUAACAGGUGCUAUGUUGCCGCACUGCAUUGGUUGUCUUGCUAAUGUCUAUUUGGUAGAAAAGUUCUAACAGUGUUAAUCUGUUAACUCCGUUCUCAGGUCUUCUGCUCAAACUGUCUGACCAUACUUUAAUUACUAGAUAUUGUGAAUGAGAAUAUUCCUGCAAUUUUUAAUUUUUAGCAAUAUGUAUUAGUUUUACGAUUUUUAAAACAUUUGUUUGUGUCUUCUGCAUAAAUUCAAAAAUGAAGUAUAGGUUAACGCUCUAACGUGAUAAAAUGUUUUUCAUUCUUAAAUUAAUUAACUGGACCUAAUGAAAACAAGAAAUAUUACAAGAUCACAUACCAGACUUCUGGUAGAGUGUUGGUACGAUUCUGUCAUCGACUGCAGGCAGUAGAAGGCAACUGCACUCGGCAGUUAAGAGUUAUCACCAUGACGAAGUCAUUACUUUGCACUAUUAAUUUGUAUAUUUAUUAGCAACUGACGUUCUGCCAGGCAGCAGUUGCUAAUAAGUAUACAAAUUAUUAGUGCAAAGUAGUGACAUCGUCAUGGUGACAACUCUAACUGCCACCUGGAGUUGAUGUCAGAAACGUACCUUUAAUUUAAUUUUUCAUAUUAAACCAACUUAAUAUAUUUUUGAGGGAAUUAUGGAAGAGCAGACUUGGACUAUUGUACAGUUUCUUGAGGAUAUGUCGGUAGAAGCUGUUCCAACUUUGUGGCUUCGAGGGGACUUGUGUUAUUGGCCUCCAUAUAAGCAGGAGAAGCUGACAAGUGCUAUAAAAAAACAAGCUUUAGACACAAAUUGGUCGCAGCACAAAGUAAAAGUCUUUCGAAAUGCUACUUUUGAUAAUUAUGCGAGAGCAAGGGUCAAGGCCAAAUCAGCAGAAGACUGUAGUGCCAGUGAUCUGUAUUCCGAUCCAGACAUUGGAAAAAGGAAAAGAUUUCCAAAAGUGUUCAGCAGCUCAUCUUCAGAUGAUUCACUAAGUAAUUUGGAGUGUCCCAUAAAAGCUCCAAGAUUUAAAAAAACAAAAAUAGAACAGUAUCCAGAUACAGAGAUUUCUGAAGUCAUAGAUCUUCCCUUCACAGAAGAAAAAGAAGAUAUUCCUUCAAUGAAUGAGCCAGGGUUUUCUGGAGAACAGGUUACACACUGCUGCUUGCAACAAGAGCAUCAAGUCUUAGUGGAACUGAAGAACCAGAAUCAUAUGCUAAGAGGAAUGAUAACGGAUGUUCUCAAGAUUGUUACCGAAAUAAAACAAAAUCAGAGACCAGCAGAACAUUUGGAAACGUCGGAAUCAUUAUUUGUUAAAUAUAACAUACAAUUCCCAAUUAAGUCAGAAGAAGACUUUCUGCAACUUGAUACAAUCCUCCUUGAAGAUUAUAAUUAUAACAAUGCCGUAAAAGAAUUAUCAAAAUUUGGCGGGUCGAGCCCUUACAAUUUUAUAAAAAGAGUUAUGUCAACUAUAUUGUCAGACAAUCUCAUUAUCGAGUACAGUUGGCUGGGUCGUAAGGGGAAACGCAGCCUUGAAAGUACGAUGGUGGGAAAGCUGUUUGUAUCUGCAGCUGACAAAAGUGGCAUUUCGCCAAAUAAAAAAAAAACAGAGGAAGCCAUCAGAAGCUACAUGAAAAGGGGAAAGGAGAGGCUGACAGCCAAAGAAAAUAAAAAUAUGGUUUAAGAUGAAUACUAUUAUUUGUUAAAUUUUAAUAAAAACUUGUUUGAAAUA
Diabrotica virgifera virgifera (western corn rootworm) is the source of this 2052-nucleotide messenger RNA. RefSeq lists its product as uncharacterized. Lineage: Eukaryota; Metazoa; Arthropoda; Insecta; Coleoptera; Chrysomelidae. The record is from RefSeq and is a predicted model, not a curated record. The coding region runs from base 979 to 2004 and encodes 341 amino acids. The transcript has 7 exons.